Molecule: messenger RNA, 1495 nt
Organism: Plutella xylostella (diamondback moth)
Lineage: Eukaryota; Metazoa; Arthropoda; Insecta; Lepidoptera; Plutellidae
Source: RefSeq, a predicted model, not a curated record
CUAUAUCACUUAGUCAAUGCGAAAGCUCUGCGCAGAGUGUUGUGUGUCAAAACUACUGUUGUGUAAAAUUUUAACAGUGUAGUGUUUUUGUUAGAUUGUUUUUUGAAUAAAAAUGUAGAUACAGUAGAGUUAAAUUAGGUUGGAUUUGAACCCAUUUGGAUCGACGGAUCGCGUGAUAUUUUUAGAAAUUAUUUAUAUUAAAAGGAUGGAGGCUGAGUGUUAAGAUGACAGUGAUCCUGUACGACCACUGCGAUCUUGAGGAGAGGCCAUCCAAAUAUCUGAGGAUAUGGAAAGCUUGGCACAUAAUACUUUACGUGCUCAUCGCAGUCUGUGGGAUUUUGAACUACAGUUUUCUGGAAAGUUCCAGACAGUCUAUUGACGACCGAUGCUACCUGUUCCCACGAGAACUGGCCUUCCAUAUGGUAGAACUAGAAGAACCACAUGAACGAUUAAACUUACACAUCAAAAACAAUAAUAGAAAUGAAACGGCAGAUACUGAACUGAAGGAUAUAGUUAAAGAUGGAAAUCAAACUGCUCAAAUAAUUGAUGCUCAAAACAGUGCCGAUAACACAGAUUCUGCUCAAAAUGUAGCAAGUGAUAUUGUUAAGGACCAAGAUGUUAUCCCAAGAGAUAAGCGGGAAGUUAUAUUCAGGAAUAUUACAGGAGAUUUUGAAACAACGAUAGAACUUGACAAUGUGACUGUAGUGAUUGAGAACAGGACCCACCGGUUGAUGCUGGACACAUUUCGUUCCUUCUUCCUCUCUGACAAUGACUGUCAGUUUGCAGAAUACAUGCCGAUCUUGUCUUCUACGUUUGCUAUCGUCUGGCUGACUCUCUUCGUUAUGUGCCCUCGCGGUGGAAAAUCUAGAACUGGGAUAACCGAGCCGUGGCGCAUCCUUAGCCCGGCUCUGAUCUUCGCGGUGCUGCUGGUGGGGCUCACGGGACACAGCUUCACCCUCACCAAUAGAGGCAUCGACUCGUUCUGCGCCGCCUUUGUGAACUAUACCAAUGCUACCACCUGCUCACCAGUGGACCAACUCCUCCAAUCCUCAUGGAACGCCACUUGGCCCUUCUCCGCACGGGCGGCGGCCACGCGGGCGGCGGCCGCGGGCGUGUGGGCGGGCUGGGCCUGCGCCGCCGCGCUUCUGGUGUCCCGGUGCCUCACCGCCGCCGACUUUGUGGUCAGGCGGACCCAGGUGUACGUGAAGCGGGAUCCGCACCAGAAAGUCCUACCCCACCUGUUGAAGUCUCCAAUCCUAUCAACACAAACCUCAUCACCCUCGCGCCGCGCCGCCCCGCUCUCGCCCGUCACCUCGGUCAAGUCCGAACCCACCAUCACGACGCAACUGGUGACAGCGUCGGUCGAACACGGCCCGGAGUCUGCCCCGUCCUCGCUGGUGACAACCCCUGUGAGGGACAGUAGGAGUGCCGAGAUGCUGGAGAUGGCACAUUCGCCGAAGGAGUUCCAGAUUGUUAAUGAGCGAUGAGGUGGCAU